CGGCCGCCCUCUCUUGCCCGUUGUUCAGCCCCGCCCCGAGCCGCGCCCCUCCGCCGAUGCUCGCUCGCGCACCGCCACCUCAAGCGGGGCCUGCCCUCAGGCCCGGCCGGCUGCACACGGCCGCCGGGAGGCUGGCGCCCUCCGGUCACUUCGGGACCCUCCCGCCGUGUCCCCCGGGCAACUGUCUCCAGGGAGACGGAGCCCGCCCCUGCCACCGACACCGGACAUCUAAGGAGCUGAGAGCCAGGCAGAAGUGGGAUGAAGCCCGCUGAUGCCAAAGUACCUUUAAUCUCCCAGGCAGAGGGGCCUUGGCUGGUGGUCCUUCUUGGCCCAUACCAAACAGCCGUGAUAUGAACAGCCUCUGCUACAGACCCCUGCAAGCCAUGAACUAGCUGAUCAUGACCAUGCCUGCCUGGCAGUGGUAGACUGAGACCCCCUGAAACUGUGAGCCAAAGAAAACAGACCUCAGAGAAGUAACACAACAGGAUGCCCCCUGGGGUGGACUGCCCCAUGGAGUUCUGGACCAAAGAGGAGAGCCAGAGCGUGGUUGUUGACUUCUUGCUGCCCACAGGGGUCUACUUGAACUUCCCCGUGUCCCGCAAUGCCAACCUCAGCACCAUCAAGCAGGUGCUGUGGCACCGUGCACAGUAUGAGCCACUCUUCCACAUGCUCAGUGACCCCGAGGCCUAUGUGUUCACCUGUGUGAACCAGACGGCGGAGCAGCAGGAGUUGGAGGAUGAGCAGCGGAGGCUGUGCGACAUCCAGCCCUUCCUGCCCGUGCUGCGCCUCGUGGCCCGAGAGGGGGACCGCGUGAAGAAGCUCAUUAACUCCCAGAUCAGCCUCCUCAUUGGCAAAGGUCUCCAUGAGUUUGAUUCCCUGCGGGACCCGGAAGUAAACGACUUCCGCACUAAGAUGCGCCAGUUUUGUGAAGAGGCUGCUGCUCACCGCCAGCAGCUGGGCUGGGUGGAAUGGCUGCAGUACAGCUUCCCCCUGCAGCUGGAGCCCUCAGCAAGGGGUUGGCGGGCCGGCUUAUUGCGUGUCAGCAACCGAGCCCUGCUGGUCAACGUGAAGUUCGAGGGCAGUGAGGAGAGCUUCACCUUCCAGGUAUCCACCAAGGACAUGCCCCUGGCACUGAUGGCCUGUGCCCUCCGAAAAAAGGCCACAGUGUUCCGGCAGCCUCUGGUGGAGCAGCCUGAGGAAUAUGCCCUGCAGGUGAACGGGAGGCACGAAUACCUCUACGGCAACUACCCGCUCUGCCACUUUCAGUACAUCUGCAGCUGCCUACACAGCGGGCUGACCCCUCAUCUGACCAUGGUCCACUCCUCCUCCAUCCUUGCUAUGCGGGAUGAGCAGAGCAAUCCUGCCCCCCAAGUACAGAAACCACGUGCCAAACCUCCCCCGAUCCCUGCCAAGAAGCCCUCCUCUGUGUCCCUGUGGUCCCUGGAACAGCCAUUCUCCAUUGAGCUGAUCGAGGGCCGAAAAGUGAAUGCUGACGAGCGGAUGAAGCUGGUUGUUCAGGCCGGGCUCUUCCAUGGCAAUGAGAUGCUGUGCAAGACUGUGUCAAGCUCGGAGGUGAAUGUAUGCUCAGAGCCCGUGUGGAAGCAGCGACUGGAGUUCGAUAUCAGCGUCUGUGACCUCCCGCGCAUGGCUCGACUCUGUUUUGCUCUCUAUGCCGUCGUGGAGAAGGCUAAGAAGGCACGCUCCACAAAGAAGAAGUCUAAGAAGGCGGACUGCCCCAUCGCUUGGGCCAACCUCAUGCUAUUCGACUACAAAGAUCAGCUCAAGACGGGGGAGCGCUGCCUCUACAUGUGGCCCUCUGUCCCAGAUGAGAAGGGAGAGCUGCUGAAUCCUGCGGGUACAGUGCGCGGGAACCCCAACACGGAGAGUGCCGCUGCCCUGGUCAUCUACCUGCCUGAGGUGGCCCCCCACCCUGUGUACUUCCCCGCUCUGGAGAAGAUCCUGGAGCUGGGGCGUCACGGGGAGCGUGGGCGCAUCACGGAGGAGGAGCAGCUGCAGCUGCGGGAGAUCCUGGAACGGCGGGGAUCCGGGGAACUGUACGAACAUGAGAAGGACCUGGUGUGGAAGAUGCGCCACGAAGUCCAGGAGCAUUUCCCAGAGGCGCUGGCCCGCCUGCUGCUGGUCACCAAGUGGAAUAAACACGAGGAUGUGGCCCAGGUGAGUAGAGAGGGGGGUUCGGGAAGACAGCCCCGGGGCAGAUGGACAGUUCCCGCCCACCCCUACCUGACCACCAAGCUGUCCCAGAUGCUCUAUUUGCUGUGCUCCUGGCCCGAGCUGCCUGUGCUGAGCGCCCUGGAACUUCUGGACUUUAGCUUUCCCGACUGCUACGUGGGCUCCUUCGCCAUCAAGUCCCUUCGGAAGCUGACGGACGAUGAGCUCUUCCAGUACCUUCUGCAGCUGGUGCAAGUGCUCAAAUAUGAGUCCUACCUGGACUGCGAGCUGACCAAAUUCUUGCUGGGCCGAGCCCUGGCUAACCGCAAGAUCGGACACUUCCUGUUCUGGCACCUCCGCUCUGAGAUGCACGUACCAUCAGUGGCUCUGCGGUUUGGUCUCAUCAUGGAAGCCUACUGCAGAGGCAGCACCCACCACAUGAAGGUGCUGAUGAAGCAGGGGGAAGCACUGAGCAAGCUUAAGGCACUGAAUGACUUUGUGAAGGUGAGUUCCCAGAAGACCACCAAGCCCCAAACCAAGGAGAUGAUGCAUAUGUGCAUGCGCCAGGAGACCUACAUGGAGGCCCUGUCCCACCUGCAGUCUCCACUCGACCCCAGCACCCUGCUGGAGGAAGUCUGCAGUGUGGAGCAGUGCACCUUCAUGGACUCCAAAAUGAAGCCCCUGUGGAUCAUGUACAGCAGCGAGGAGGCGGGCAGUGCUGGCAACGUGGGCAUCAUCUUUAAGAACGGGGAUGACCUCCGCCAGGACAUGCUGACUCUGCAGAUGAUCCAGCUCAUGGACGUCCUGUGGAAGCAGGAGGGCCUGGACCUGAGGAUGACGCCCUACGGCUGCCUCCCCACCGGGGACCGCACAGGUCUCAUCGAGGUGGUCCUCCACUCGGACACCAUCGCCAACAUCCAGCUGAACAAAAGCAACAUGGCGGCCACAGCUGCCUUCAACAAGGACGCCCUGCUCAACUGGCUCAAGUCCAAGAACCCUGGGGAGGCCCUGGAUCGGGCCAUUGAGGAAUUCACCCUCUCCUGUGCUGGCUACUGUGUGGCCACAUAUGUUCUGGGCAUCGGUGACCGGCACAGCGACAACAUCAUGAUCAGAGAGAGUGGGCAGCUCUUCCACAUUGAUUUUGGCCACUUUCUGGGGAACUUCAAGACCAAGUUUGGAAUCAACCGAGAGCGCGUCCCCUUCAUUCUCACCUACGACUUUGUCCACGUGAUCCAGCAGGGGAAGACUAACAACAGUGAGAAGUUUGAAAGGUUCCGCGGCUACUGUGAACGAGCCUAUACCAUCCUGCGGCGCCACGGGCUGCUUUUCCUCCAUCUCUUCGCCCUGAUGCGGGCCGCAGGUCUGCCUGAGCUUAGCUGCUCCAAAGAUAUCCAGUAUCUCAAGGACUCUCUGGCACUGGGGAAGACGGAGGAAGAGGCGCUAAAGCACUUCCGGGUGAAGUUCAACGAAGCUCUCCGAGAAAGCUGGAAAACCAAAGUCAACUGGCUGGCGCACAAUGUGUCCAAGGAUAACCGACAGUAGGAGGCGCCCCCUGGUGGUCAUACGGCGGUUCCCUCCUGGCUUUCAGCCCUAGAGGUAAAAGGACAGUCCUGGAGACCAGGCAUGUCCAGUGGUCACCAAAGGGACCCCAGAGCCUGAACUGUCCCUCAUGGGGAAGAACCACACCACUGCUUCUUGUUUACACUGGUAAUUUAUUUAUGACUCGAAAUGUUUAAGGAACAGAAUAGCCAUAAAUGGAAGUGCAUUUCUGUGCAGGGGAGGGGUGAUGUCCUCAUGAUGUCAUCCCCGGUCAGCACUGUAACAGCACCUUGAGGAUCGAACCCCUAGUCUUCCAACCUGUGGGUCUUGGCCCAGCAAGGACAGUUCUUGGGGCCUUCUUCCCAGGCUCCCAGCAGGCUGCCUGGAACAAGCCUGGCGGUCACCUGGUGCCUCCAUCCUCAGCUCACCUCCGGCCACCGUUGUGUGGCCUACCCAACCAAGCCUCCGGCAGCUCUUGAGGAAGCCAGGAGCUUCCCUCUAGACUCAGGCACACUUGCUCGGCACUGCUGAAGCGACCUCUUGGGUUUGGGUACGGGAACGCCCUCACCUCUCAUUUGCGGGUAAGAACACGAUAUGUAGACUCUGUCCCUUACCCCGAUGGCUGGGGUAAGGGACCUGGCCUCCACUACAGUUAGUGUAUUCCAGGCCUUGAAGCACUCAGACCGGUGCCCCAUUUAGCUCCGUGUGGUCACGAAUCAAGACGAAGGGCCAGCCAGAAUUGAAGUCCUCUUCGAAGUUCGUGUGAGGGGCACACAAGGCAGCUUUAUGGACGGACAGGACUGAUCUCUUCCAGAGCUGAAAUCGCAGAAGGCAGCUGGGGAGCUAGGCUCGAAAAGUGUGAGCAAGGACGAGAACGGAAUUCAGUGUAGUCUGGGCAGUCAGAGGAACUCGAGAAACGCAGUCUCGGCCUCCUCCCAGGGAUCCAAACGCCAGCCACCCGCCCGGCUUUUAGAGAGCCCAGCUCAGGGGUCGCACAUGCUUAUCGUCCCACCCCAAGCACAUCUCCAUGUAUCAGCUGCCACCUCAGGACCUGGAUCUCCCGGUAGCAUUCUGAGACUUUGAGAACCAUCACCGCUGUCUCGCCAGCAGCCCAGAACAUGGCUCAAGGAGCCCCUUCAUGUUGAUGAGCCCAGGGUCCAGCAGUGAGCGGUGGUGCCUCCGCAGCACCCGCUGAACCCCUAGUCUGCCCCACCAACUCUGAAAUAGGAAACGUGUCUGUGUGUGUGUAUGUAUGUAUGCCAUGUUAUUUAUUGAAAAGAGUCUAGGUGCUCUCUGGUGUGGCUGCAGAUUCUGCACAGGCUCGGCCUUUCUGGGUUGGGUGUGUACUUGGCUGGAAGACGGGUUUUUUGUUAAGUUUUUUCCUCUCAUUGAUGGGGGCUGAGACCAGUUUGUGCAACCUUGACACAACAGGUAAAGACAGGUGAAAAGAAAUAAAAACGUUUUUAUGUUCUUAA
Mus musculus (house mouse) is the source of this 5183-nucleotide messenger RNA. RefSeq names its product phosphatidylinositol-4,5-bisphosphate 3-kinase catalytic subunit delta (gene Pik3cd). The record is from RefSeq and is a predicted model, not a curated record. Lineage: Eukaryota; Metazoa; Chordata; Mammalia; Rodentia; Muridae. The transcript has 24 exons. The coding region runs from base 487 to 3711 and encodes 1074 amino acids. Gene Ontology annotation, molecular function: 1-phosphatidylinositol-3-kinase activity; kinase activity; 1-phosphatidylinositol-4,5-bisphosphate 3-kinase activity. Gene Ontology annotation, cellular component: cytoplasm. Gene Ontology annotation, biological process: cell surface receptor signaling pathway; phosphatidylinositol 3-kinase/protein kinase B signal transduction; B cell activation.